Molecule: messenger RNA, 4929 nt
Organism: Stegastes partitus (bicolor damselfish)
Lineage: Eukaryota; Metazoa; Chordata; Actinopteri; Pomacentridae
Gene: loxhd1b
Product: lipoxygenase homology PLAT domains 1b
Exons: 27
Coding region: 1-4716 (1571 amino acids)
Molecular function (GO): protein binding
Source: RefSeq, a predicted model, not a curated record
AUGAGGGUUUAUUUCCUAAAUGUGAUGCGCAGGUGGCUGGACCGCAACGAGGAUGACGGGCAGAUUGUCAGAGAGUUGGUGCCGUUCUCAGAAGGACAGCGUCUUUACAACGUCAACUAUCACAUCGCAGUGAAGACGGGGAGCAUCCCCGGAGGCAGUUCAGACUCCAACGUGUUCGUCAAGCUUUACGGAGAAAAAGGCGACACCAGCAAGAUGAUGCUGCUGGUCUCUGCCAACAACCUGGGGAACUACUUUGAGACGGGCCGCGUCGACAUCUUCACUGUGGAAACCUUUGAUAUUGGACAGAUCAACCGUCUGAUGAUUGGCCACACCAACGAAGGCAUGCGCGCCGGCUGGUUCUUGGACAGUGUUCAGAUCAUGGUUCCGGUUCACGGGAGGCACUACAUGUUCCCCAGUCACCGCUGGCUGUGCAAGGACGAGGCCGACGGCAAGACGGAGGUGGAGAUUUACCCCAGCGAGACCCUGGACAUGGAGCAACUGAUAAACUACGAGAUAACAGUAGUGACUGGAGAUGUGACGUUCGCUGGCACCAACGCCAAAGUGUUCAUCCAGAUCUACGGAGACAAGGGGAAGACGGAGAUCAUGACGCUCGAAAGCAGAUCCAACAACUACGAGAGAAACACGACAGAAAUAUUCAAGAUUGAGGCCAAAGAUGUGGGGAAGAUCUUCAAGAUACGCAUCGGUCACGACGGCUCCGGGAUCGGAUCAGGCUGGUUCCUGGACACGGUGGACCUCAAGCAUCUGAUCAUGGCUCUGGUGCCCAAAGAGAAGAAGAAGGAAGACAAGAAAAAGAAGAAGAAAAAGAAGAAAGACGAGGACGAUGAGGAUGAGGACGGAGGAGAGGAGAUGCGAGAAGUGGUGCUGACGUACCAUUUUCCCUGUUCGCGCUGGCUGGCCGGCGGGGAGGAGGAUGGAGAGCUGGUGGUGGAGCUGCUGCCUGAAGACGCAGAAGAGCUGGAAGUCAACACCUACGAAGUGUGCGUCUUCACCGGUGACAUGCUGGGAGCCGGGACCGACGCCAACGUCUUCAUUAAUAUUUAUGGCGAGAACGGAGACACCGGAGAGCGCUACCUGAAGAAUUCUGACAACCUCAACAAAUUCGAGCGUGGGCAGGAGGAUGUUUUCACCGUGACGGCUAUUGAUUUGGGCCCUCUGAAGAAGCUACGAAUCCGCCACGACAACACUCAGCCCUACUCAUCUUGGUACCUGGAUCGUGUCGAGAUAGUGGACACGAAGGAAGACACCACAUACUACUUCCCGUGUAACCGCUGGCUGGCGGUGGAUGAGGACGACGGGCAGAUAGCGAGGGAGCUGGUUCCCGUGGACGAGGCCUUCAUGUGGAAGGAGGACGACGACGGGGAGGGCACCGGAGCCACUCUGGGGCUCGAGCAGAAAUCCAUGUCGACUACAUACACCCUUAAAAUCAAAACUGGAGAAAAGAAGUACGCUGGAACCGAUGCCAACGUCUUUGCCGUUCUCUUCGGUGAAAACGACGACACAGGGAUCAUCAACCUAAAGGCUUGUAAGAACUAUAAGAAUAAGUUUGAACAGGGGAUGAUCAACGAGUUCACCGUGGAGGCCGUGGACUUGGGCGACCUGGAGAAGCUUCGAAUCGGGCACGACAACUCAGGGGGUUCUUCUGGUUGGUUCUUGGACUGGGUUGAGAUUGACGCCCCCUCACAAGGUCAGAGGCUCCGCUUCCCUUGUGGCCGCUGGUUGGAUAAAGGAGAGGAUGACGGUGCGAUUGUGAGGGAUCUCUAUCCUGCCGAGCUGCAGACCGAGCUCUACAUGCCAUUUGUGCCGUAUGAGAUAAAGAUCUACACCAGCGACGUGUUCGGAGCGGGAACCGACGCUGAUGUGUUCAUAGUCCUGUACGGACGUAAGGGGGUUUGCACACAGCAGAAACACCUGUGUGUCAACAAGAGAGAGCGACGUCUGUACUUUGAGAGAGGAGCUGAGGACAUGUUCAUUGUGGAGCUGGAGGACAUCGGUGAUAUUAUCGAGAAAAUCCGGAUAGGACACGACAACAGGGGAACCAACCCGGGGUGGCACCUCGACAGGGUGGAGAUCAGGCGGCAGCUCAGGAAAGGAAAGGGUUCGGAGACGACUAUUUUCCCAUGCGAGUGCUGGCUCGCCAAGUCUGAGGACGACGGGGAGACGGUGAGGGAGCUGGUCCCCUCGGACAUCAUCACAGAGAAGCUCCUCAGGGACGGCACGCUGAAAAGGACUGAAACUGAGGUGGAGGACGCUUUGGAAACUCACACAUACACAGUGUCGGUUCGGACGGGUGACAUGUACGGAGCAGGAACCGAUGCCAACGUUUUCCUCACCAUUUACGGAGACCUGGGAGACACAGGACCGCGCAAACUCGCCAAAUCUGAGAACAACAAGAACAAGUUUGAGAGAGGAGAGGUGGACAAGUUCACCAUUGAGGCUGUGGACCUGGGGCAGGUGUUUAAGAUUCGCAUCCGCCAUGACAACUCCAUGAUGGGGGCCGACUGGUACCUGGACCAGGUGGAGGUGCUGGACGUUGAAACGGAGGAGGUGUACAUGUUCCUGUGUGAGCGCUGGCUGUCGACGAAGAAGGAGGACAAACGAAUAGAAAGGACCUUCUUUGUGAAGGGCUACGAGGGUGAAAGAAGCACCGAUCCAUAUUCUAAGACGAUAGCUCAGGCCAAACUAGGACUGGACAGAAACGCCAACAAGAAGAAAAAGAAGAAAAAGGUGGCAGUGGUGGAAGAGGGUCCAAUCAUCCCAUAUCACUUCACCCUGUCCACGGGGAUAGACCGGGAUGCCAGCACUACAGCCAGGGUCUACAUCAUCAUCAUCGGCCCCGGUGAGCUCGAGACAGACCGACUGUGGCUGGACCAUCCGGAGGGGAAGACGUCCUUCGCAGCCGGCGCCAUGGAGCACUUUGUGUGCUACGGGACGGACGUAGGAGAGAUCAAGCGGGUGGAACUUGGCCAUAACGGUGUCACACCAGAGAGCUGCUGGUUGGUGGAUGAGGUGUCGGUUGCCGUGCCAACCAAAGGUAUCAAGUACAUCUUUCCAUGCAAGUGCUGGCUGGCUAAAGACAGGGGAGAUGGUCUGACUGCCAGACUGUUCAAUGUGCUGGACUCCAGCACGAUCAACAUUAUCCGCAAAGUUGUUUAUUCAGCCACGGUUGUCACAGGUGACACUCAGUACGCAGGGACCGAUACCAACGUUUUCCUGACCGUGUACGGAGCCAACGGGAGCACUGAGGAAAUGCUGCUGCCGAAAAAUGAGGACAGAUUUGAAAGAGGCCAAGAAGACACAUUCAGCCUGGAGAUAGAUGACAUUGCUCCUUUGAAGAAGAUCAGAGUUCGGAUUGAUGGCAGCGGGAGCCGCCCAGACUGGUUUCUUGACAGGAUCCUGAUGCGGAACCUCACCACAGACGAAGUGUACGAGUUCACCUACGAGAACUGGCUGUCCAAGACCAAAGGGCCGAGGAGGGUGAAGGUGUGUGAGCUGGCGGCGGUGGUGGACGAGGAGGAGAUGGUGGAAAAAACGACCUACAUCAUCCAAGUCCAGACCAGUGAUGUCGGAGCUGCUGGCACCGACGCCAACGUGUUUCUGAUGGUAUUUGGGGAGUAUGGAGACACUGGGACGCUGCCUCUGAAGGAGAGCGCCAACAGGAACAAGUUUGAGCGAAAAGCGAAAGACGUGUUCAGAUUUCCUGACAUCCUCAGUCUGGGCGAGCUGUCCAAAGUCAGAGUGUGGCAUGACAACAAAGGCCCUGCUCCUGGCUGGCACCUGGAGUACAUCGAUGUCAAAGAUGAGGCCAUGGACCAGACCUUCAGGUUCCCCUGCGACCGCUGGUUGGCUAAAAACGAAGACGACGGGCAGAUUAUGAGGGAGCUGGCUUGUGCCAACAAUGACUCUGUCGACCUCAGUGACAAAACCAAAUAUGAAAUUGCCACAACAACUGCGAACACAGACGACGCCUCCACCGUGGAAAACGCCUGGAUCGUGCUGGAAGGAAGGAAAUCCCGAUCCAAAGAGUUUGUUCUGGAGAAUAAGAAGAAGAAGUUCUUAUGCGGUGCCACUGACACGUUUGAGUUCUCGUCCAAGCACGUGGGGGAAAUCGCUGGCAUCUGUCUCGGCCACAUCACCAAAGACGGCAAGAAGGUGAAGAAUGAAGCGUCCUGGCACGUCAUGGAGGUGGUGGUGACGGAAAAGGAGCUGGGAAACAAGUAUUUCUUCCACUGUGAUGCACAAAUCCCCCUGGCGGCCAAAAAGGACCAGUUCCUGACAUUCGAGUGCUACAAGUCCAUCGAGAGCUUCGCCAGCAAAGUCCGCAACCUGGUCCCCGUCAAGUACGAAAUCAUUGUCAUCACCGGGGACGUCAAAGGGGGCGGCACGGACGCCAACGUCUUCAUCACCGUCUACGGCGUCAACGGCGACUCGGGGAAACGUCAGCUGCGGCAGAAGUUCCGCAACCUUUUCGAGCGAGGGCAGACGGACCGCUUCGUCCUGGAGAUGCUGGACCUCGGGGAGCUGCUGAGGGUCAAAGUGGAGCACGACGGCAGCAGCAGCAGCUGUGGGUGGUAUCUGGAGUGCGUGGAGGUGACCAACACAGCCAACUCAGUCACAACCAUCUUCCAGUGUGGAAAAUGGCUGGACGCGCGUAAAGCCGACGGGCAGAUCCAGAGAGUGCUUUACCCCAAAUACUGAAGGGAAGACGCCGGAAACGAAUAGCGGGUGAGCGUUUCCAUACCAGUGAGGGAAAAGUUGGAUUUAACAGACUUGAAUGUAACGUUUAAGGGAUAAAACCAGUAUUCUUUUUUUAAAGUUUGUGCCAACUCUUUCCACUGCCCCUCCUCAAACCUCAGAAAAAAGCCAUUUGUUACCAUCUUGUCUUGUAAAAUUUGACAAAUAAACACAUCU